AAUAGGAAAACUUUAACAAUUACUUGAAACUCUUAUAGAUAUAGUGUGUAUCAUUCGUGCUGUGUACAGGUUUCAAAUAUACAGCAAAACAAAUAACAACAAUGAGUGCAUCAACUUCAACUGACCCACUUGAAGACAAAAUUAUAGAUUUAGCCAAAGAAAGAGAGAAAGGAAUAACUAAUCAAGAUAUCCAGAAGGAAUUGAGUGAUAUUCCAGCUGCAGAUUGGACUAAAGUAAUUAAUAAAUUACUGAAAAAUGGGACAUUGGAGUUGUUUAAAGACAACAAUGAACUAUUCUAUAGAUUCAAAGAUCCUGAGAAGAAAGGUAAUUUGAAAGGAUCAGACAAUGAGGAGAAGGUUGUAUAUAAGAUUAUUGAGGAAUCUGGGAAUAAGGGUAUUUGGAUAAGGGAAAUUAGAUUUAAAUCAAACCUGAAUAUGACACAGUUAAAUAAAGUUUUAAAAAGUCUUGAAACAAAGAAGUUCAUCAAAGCCGUAAAAUCAGUAGCUGCAAGCAAAAAAAAAGUUUACAUGCUGUAUGAUCUGGAACCAGACAGCUCUGUGACUGGUGGCGCUUGGUAUCAGGAUCAGGACUUCGAAUCGGAAUUCGUGGAUAUAUUAAAUCAGCAGUGUCACCGCUUCUUGCAGGAAAGAUACGAAGACGCUCUGAAUCAAGGCGGUGGACCUUUGCUGAUUCGCAACAGGAGUUACGCGACGGCCAACGAUGUGCACAAGUUUAUAUCGGAAUUAGGGAUCAGUAAGAUCGUCUUGUCUGUUGAAGACUUGGAGAGUAUUUUGUACACGGUGGUUCUAGACAACAAAGCUGAAAGGAUUGUUAAUGCAAAUGGUUUGAAUUUCUAUCGAGUCAUUAACAGGUUUCUACCCUCGCCAGGAAUCGUGAAGACAACGUGCGGUAUUUGUCCUGUGGCGCAUAGAUGCGGAGAGACUGGACAAAUAACACCAAAAAUUUGUAGCUAUUUGACUGAUUGGUUAAAAGAAUAAAAAAAUA
Molecule: messenger RNA, 1005 nt
Organism: Nicrophorus vespilloides
Lineage: Eukaryota; Metazoa; Arthropoda; Insecta; Coleoptera; Silphidae
Gene: Polr3F
Product: probable DNA-directed RNA polymerase III subunit RPC6
Exons: 4
Coding region: 102-998 (298 amino acids)
Biological process (GO): transcription by RNA polymerase III
Cellular component (GO): RNA polymerase III complex
Source: RefSeq, a predicted model, not a curated record